AGGUGUUCUCAACCGUGGAACAAAUGUUCGCCAAACACGUGUUUCACUGGGACAAUAGUGAAUGGUGCACACUUGCUUCACCAAGCCACAGAACAAAAAGUCACAUUUAAGAGUUGCUGGUGUAACAAUUGGAAUAACAUAUUUGACUCCUCUUUUAUACAUGCGGCUAAUGAGACGUCCAACAGAUGAACGGUCGUCAAUAAGAACAUCCCCUUCAGCAGCAGGGUGGGGCUUCUCUUUGAGGCAGGAGGAUCCACAGCCUCCCCACAUUAAAGAGGAAGAGGAGGGUCUCUGGGUUACUAAGGAGGAAGAGUGUCUUCCAGGGCAGGAGGAGGCUGAUCUCACCAAGUUUCCACUGACUGUUGUCUCUGUGAAGACUGAAGACCAUGAAGACAAACCACCUGAUUCCUCACUCCUUCAUCACAGUCCAAACAACUGUGAAGAACAUCUUCUCCCUGAGCAACAGGAGUGGAGCUUCAGGAUGGGAAAGGAGGAGCCACAGCCCUCCCACGUUAAAGAAGAAGAAGAGGAGGAGCCACCGCCCUCCAACAUUAAAGAAGAAGAGGAGGAACCCAGCAUCAGUCAGGAGGGAGAGCAUCUUGGAUGGUUGGAGGAGUUCCCAGUGAUUGGUGUGAUUGUGAAGAGUGAAGAUGAUGAGGUCAAAGGUGAAAGUGAAGAGAAGAGAGAGGCGGAGCCUCCAAGCAGCAGCUCAACUCAACACAUAACAGAAGCUGAUGGAGACCACUGUGGAAGAUCACAAGCAGACAAGAUCUUAGCUCCACUAUCAGAUAGUGACGACACAACGUCUCACUCUCCUGACACUGAUGAUGAAGACUCAAAAGAUAAGACAUGUCACACUGACAACACACACUUUACGUGUUCUCACUGUGACAAAACUUUUAAAUACUGUGGUAAUCUAAAAGUACAUAUGAGAAUACACACUGGAGAAAAACCUUUUACCUGCUCAGAAUGUGGUAAAAGAUUUGCACGAAAAAAUGUGUUAAAAGUACACAUGAGAACACACACUGGAGAAAAACCUUUUACCUGUUUAAUAUGUGGUAAAGAUUAUACUCAAAGGCAAUAUUUGAAAGUACACAUGAGAACACACACUGCAGACAAACCAUUCAUGUGCUCAGUUUGUAGCAAAAUAUUCUCUGUAAAAGCAAAUUUAGUAAUGCACACAAGAAUACACACUGGUGAAAAGCCUUUUAUCUGUUCAGAAUGUGGUAAAGGUUUUAUACAAAGACAGCAUUUGAAAAGACACAUGAGAAUACAUACUGGAGAGAAAGUGUAGAGUUGCAGUGUGUGUGGUGAAAUAUUGUCUUCUAAGUACCAGUGUAAGAAACACAAGUGUGCUGGUGAGAACAGCUGCAGCAAAUGAAGCUGCAGGAUUUGGAAUAAACUGUCAAAACUCA
Molecule: messenger RNA, 1415 nt
Organism: Entelurus aequoreus (snake pipefish)
Lineage: Eukaryota; Metazoa; Chordata; Actinopteri; Syngnathiformes; Syngnathidae
Product: zinc finger protein 287-like
Exons: 3
Coding region: 62-1294 (410 amino acids)
Biological process (GO): regulation of transcription by RNA polymerase II
Cellular component (GO): transcription regulator complex; PcG protein complex
Molecular function (GO): DNA-binding transcription factor activity, RNA polymerase II-specific; RNA polymerase II cis-regulatory region sequence-specific DNA binding
Source: RefSeq, a predicted model, not a curated record